AUGUUUUGGUAUUAUUCCGCAGUCUUCAUAGCACUAUUUUUGAUAUUUUUGGCCCUUGACUGCUGUAAACCAAAAAAUUUCCCGCCCGGUCCGAAAUGGUAUCCAAUCAUUGGUUGUGCAUUAGAAAUAAUGAAUGGCCGCCAUAAAACUGGCAUGUUAUGCAGAGCAAUCAAUGUGAUAGCCUCAAGGUAUAAAAACAAUGGAGCAAUCGGCUUCAAAGUUGGUAAAGAUAAGAUUGUUAUGGCCAUUUCUGGAGAGUCAUUGCGCGAGAUGAUGAAUAACGAGGAUUUAGACGGACGACCAACAGGGCUUUUCUAUGAAACCCGAACAUGGGGUUUGCGGCGGGGUGUUCUGUUAACUGAUGAAGAUUUUUGGCAAGAGCAACGUCGUUUCAUCGUAAGGCAUUUGAAAGAGUUUGGCUUUGCCCGGAAAGGAAUGGCAGAAAUAAUUGGCAAUGAAGCAGCAAACAUGUGUCAGGACUUGCGUACCAUAAUAAAUGCCGGAAAUGGCAGUGCCAUGGUAGCAAUGCAAAGUGUUUUCUCAGUGUAUAUUUUGAAUACGCUUUGGUUAAUGAUGGCUGGAAUUAGAUAUUCAAAAGAUAACAAAGAUCUCAAAUAUUUGCAAUCUCUCUUACACGAUUUAUUUGCUAAUAUUGACAUGAUGGGAGCGCUUUUCAGCCAUUUUCCUUUUAUGAGGUUUUUGGCUCCUAGAUUAUCUGGGUAUAAUCAGUUUGUUGAUAUUCAUAAUCAAAUGCACAAGUUUAUCGGUAAAGAAGUGGAAAACCACAAAAAGACUUUUAACAUCAAUGAUGAGCCGAGAGAUUUGAUGGAUGUGUAUUUGAAAAUUCUCCAAUCAAACUCAAGAAUACCGGAGAGCUUUUCACAAGAACAACUCUUGGCUGUUUGUCUGGAUAUGUUCAUCGCAGGCUCUGAAACUACUACAAAGACUCUCGGAUUCGCGUUUCUUUAUCUCAUCAGACAGCCUGAAACUCAAAAAAAAGUACAAGCUGAAAUAGACGAAAUAGUAGGUCGAGAUCGCCUACCUACGCUGGAGGACAGAGCCAAUAUGCCGUAUAGUGAAGCGGUUGUCCUAGAAUCUCUGCGUAUGUUCAUGUCCAAUACUUUUGGUAUUCCUCAUCGAGCACUGCGAGACACACAAUUAUGUGGUUACGACAUUCCAAAAGAUACCAUGUUAGUUGGAAUGUUCCGUGGUAUGAUGCUAAGUGACGAAUGGAAAACUCCACAUUCCUUCAUUCCGGAAAGAUUUCUUUGCGAUGGCAAAAUAGUUAUACCACCACAAUUUCAUCCAUUUGGAGUUGGCCGUCAUCGAUGCAUGGGUGAAAUGAUGGGCAAAGCUAACCUUUUCCUUUUUAUUACCACGCUCUUCCAAUCAUUCGAUUUCAUUGUACCCGAAGGGCAACCCAUUCCUACAGAUGAUCCACUUGAUGGAGCAACACCAAGCGUGCGGCAAUAUACAGCCUUGGUUGUUCCUAGAUAA
Sabethes cyaneus is the source of this 1497-nucleotide messenger RNA. It is a transcript of the gene Cyp303a1, whose product is annotated as probable cytochrome P450 303a1. The record is from RefSeq and is a predicted model, not a curated record. The coding region runs from base 1 to 1497 and encodes 498 amino acids. Gene Ontology annotation, molecular function: iron ion binding; heme binding; monooxygenase activity. The transcript is spliced from 3 exons. NCBI's taxonomy places the organism in Eukaryota, Metazoa, Arthropoda, Insecta, Diptera, Culicidae.